GUCGGGUAACGCCGGGUCCAGACGCGCCGCGGCAGCUAAGGGCGGCUCUGCUCCCCCAGCGCUUUUCUAGCGGCGGCCUGGCCGGAGAGUCGCCUUUGCGCCUCCCAGCACCUUCUCCGAUGGUAUGGGACCCGCUGAGGAAUCCGGAUCGGGUUCCCCGCUCCGCCCUGGAGCUACAGGCUCCAGAAUGGGACAUGGGGUCCCGGCACUCGCCUCUUUCACAGCCCCACGCUGUCCCCCGCCGGACUUCUGCGAGAGAAACCCCGCUGCACGCUGCGGAGAUCUCCCGGACUCUAGUGGCUGCCAUUCAAGCCGUGGAGAGAAAAGUUGAUGCUCACGCCAUCCGGUUGCUGAAUCUGGAAGGGAGAACAGGGACGGCUGAGAAGAAAUUGAUAGGUUGUGAGAAAACCGUGGUGGAGUUUGGGAACCAGCUGGAGAGUAAGUGGGCCGUGCUGGAAACUCUGAUCCAGGAGUACGGGGUACUGCUGAGGAGGCUGGAGAACAUGGAGAACCUGCUGAAGAACAGGAACUUCUGGAUCCUGAGGCUCCCCCCAGGCACUAAGGGGGAAGUCCCCAAGGUCCCAGUGACGUUUGAUGACGUCUCCGUCUGUUUCUCCGAGCCGGAGUGGGAGAACUUAGACGGAGGGCAGAAGGAGCUGUACAAGAACACGAUGAAGGGGAAUUACGAGACCCUGAUCUCGCUGGACUACGCCGUCUCCAAACCCGACAUCCAGAUAGAGCAGGGGGAGGAGCCGUGUGUCAGGGAUCGGGAGGACUCCGAGAGGAGAGAGAGCCCACCGGAGCCCUGCUCGGCAGAUAGCGGGGUGGUGGUCAAAGUGGAGGAGGAGAGCCCUGAGGAGGAGCCGGAGAACUUGGAGCUACAAAGGACGUUGCCGGAAAUGGAGGUUUUCCAGUGUCCGGAGCAGGGAACAACUCAUGAGGAGAGUCUGUGCAGCCCCGAGAGGGAGCCCGCGGCCCUGCCUGGAAACGGCCUGGAGGAGCCGUCCCAGUGCGGGACAGACCCCCAGGAGCUCGAGCCGUUGCUUGUUCAGCUGCAGAGCCCCACGGCAGCCAGGCUGUUCGUAUGCGCCGAGUGUGGGAAGAGCUUCCGCAGCCGGCAGCAUCUCACCCUGCAUCAGAGGGACCACGCGGGAGCAGGAGCCUGCCUGCCGCAGCCCGGGGAGAGCUUCGCCCUGAAACCCGGCCCCAGACCCCAGCCCGGGGCCCAGGCGGGAGGCAAACCCUACAAGUGCUCCGAGUGUGAGCGCAGCUUCUGCCACCGGUCCAGCCUGCGGAAGCAUCACCUGGCGCACACCGGGGAGCGGCCCUACACCUGCGCCGAGUGCCGGAAGAGCUUCAAGCAGAGGGUGAGCCUGGUGCUGCACCAACGGAUCCACUCGGACAGGAGCGAAGGCUCCUUCAUCUGCACACAGUGCGGCAAGUACUUCAGCCACCACUCCAACCUGACGCGGCACCUGCGCAUCCACACGGGGGAGCGGCCCUACAAGUGCACCGAGUGCGAGAAGAGCUUCACGCGCAACCAGUACCUGGUGGAACACCAGCGCAUGCACGCGGGCGAGCGCCCCUAUCACUGCGCCGAGUGCGGCAAGAGCUUCCGCUACAAGCGCUCGCUCUACUACCACCAGAACAUCCACCCUGGGAAGGGCUUCCCUGGGCCGGGGCCAGAGCACGUGGGGGGCCGCUGCCGCCCCGCUCCGCCCCGCCGCUCCCGGCCCCGCAGCCAGGCCGCGGCUCCCUCCCCCCUCCCGGCUGCGCUCGCUCUGCUCCGCCCGGCAGCGGGGCCGGCCCGUGGCGAGGCGGCGCCGGGACCCUGCCCAGCCCGGAGCGGGAGCGGAGCUCGGCCGGGCCGGGCCCGCUGGAGAAGCCCCGCCCGCCUCCCCGGGGGGGCCAUGGCCGAGCGGGCCGCUGCCCAGGCUCGGGAAUGGGACAUGGAGUCCCUGCACUUGGCUCCUCCGCAACCGCACAUUGUCCCCAAGCGAACUGCUGCGGGAGAAAGCCAGCUGCAAACGGCAGAGAUCUCCCUGUGGACUGUAGUGGCUGCAAUUCAAGCCGUGGAGAGGAAGGUGGAUUCCCACGCCACGCGGUUAUUGAGUCUGGAGGGCAGAACAGGGACAGCUGAGAAGAAAAUAUCUGACACCGAGAAAGGAAUGAUGGAGUUUAGUAACCAACUGGCCGUGCUGGGAACUCUGAUCCAGGAAUAUGGACUGAUGCAGAGGAGGCUGGAAAACAUGGAGAACCUGCUGAAGAACAGAAACUUCUGGAUCCUGAGACUCCCCCCAGGGACUAAGGGGGAAGUCCCCAAGGUGCCAGUGACGUUCGAUGAUGUUUCCGUCUAUUUCUCUGAGCAGGAGUGGGGGAAAUUGGACGAUUGGCAGAAAGACCUUUACAAGAACGUGAUGAAAGGCAACUAUGAAUCAUUGAUCUCACUGGACUACGCCAUCUCCAAACCUGACCUUCUGUCCAGGAUUGAACGGGGGGAGGAACCGUGUAGGGUGGCUCAGGAGGACUCUGAGGAGAGCGUGAUCCCGAAGGAGCCUAGCACAGAAUUGCUGAGCCUUACUCAUGACACUGUAUCGUGGGUAAAACAGGAAGACCUGUACAUCAGGGAUCAGUGGGACUCAGAGGAGAGAGAGAUCUCUACAGAGCCCAGCACAGCAGAUGACGAGGUUGUAGUCAAAGCUGAGGAGGGAAUCCCGGUGAGCCUGGAGCUGUACAGCACGUUGCCUGAACGACCAGAAGAGACUGUUUUCCAGUACCCUGAGCAGGAUCCGAUCUGUGACGAUCAGGGCAACGUCAGCAUCCAGGGAGAAUACCCUGAUGGGAACAGUCUGGGGGACUCGGCUGCAGGCGCGAGAGACUUCAGUAACUUCACCACAAUCAUUGUCCAAGAGGAGAGCCUCCCAGGAGAGGCACCGUACGUCUGUUCUGAAUGUGGGAAAAGCUUCCUCUACGAGCAGCAGUGCGUACUGCACCAGAGGAUCCAUGGCGAAGCCCACACGCCUCCUGAGCACAGAGAGAACUUCAAGCAAAACCACUGUCUCAAAUCCUGCCCACAGAUCCAGCCAGGGGAGAGAGUCUAUAACUGCCCUGAGUGUGAGCGGAGCUUCCCUCACAAGUCGAGCCUCAGCAAACACCAGCUCUCCCACACGGGGGACCGGCCAUACACCUGUGCUGAGUGCAAGAAGAGCUUCCAGCUGAAGAUUAACCUCAUGAUACACCAGAGGAGUCACGCAGGGAAGAGCAGGGGCUUGUAUAUCUGCAACGAAUGUGGGAGGGGCUUUAACCACCAUUCGAACUUCAUUAGGCACCAGAUGAUCCACACUGGGGAGAGACCCUAUGGCUGCACCGAGUGCGGGAAAACCUUCAUGCGGAAGGAGCAUCUCCUGACCCACCGGCGCCUGCACACGGGAGAACGGCCCUACCAGUGCACCGAGUGCCGGAAGAGCUUCACCCGCAAACAGCAUCUGGUGGGACACCAACGCAUCCACACAGGGGAGAAACUCUGGGGGACGCUGGCAGCACAGAGACGCUUGCACGACCUGCCAGGCAAAGCGCACAGGGGAGAGCCUGUGUCGCUGCACUUGAUGCACAAGGAGUUCCCCCCGUAGAUGCUGUGUUAAAUGGGAACUCUGGCUGGGGACAAUGAUCAUGAUGGCAUCUGAGCAAGGGAGUGAGACCAACUCUCUGGGUGUUGAACAGGGAACUAAAUGUCAGCGGGAUGAUCUGUGGAGAGGUCUAGGCUGCUGCUUUGUUAACAGUUGAGUCCAUUCCCACUAUGGCAAAGAACAGCUAGGCAGCCUCAGUGCUCCGUGGGAAGCUUGUCGUUCUUUUCCUGUGUUUCACUCUUGCUAAUUCAUUACACUAAAGGUAGUUGCAUCUUUCUUAAACCAACGAGAGCUACUUUUCAGUGUUCAUAGGUGUUUGACCUGUCAAUCAGGAUUCCCAGCUUGUGGUAUGGAGGUAAGGUGCCCUUUGGAAAGGGGAAAUCAUCUCUGUCAGUUAAUGGAACACGUUCACUUUCUUUUACAAUUUUUAAUCAUUGUCACUGGCUCAUGUUCAGUGUUCUUGAUGGCAGCAGACGUCUUUCCCUUGGGGCUGUCUCAGGCACCAUUCAAAUGAUGGAUUCCGUGCUUGAGACAUCACAGGGCUGCUGUUAACCUGUGAGCAUCGUGAAAUCUGGAUAAAUGUCCAGGAGCCCACUGAAGUAACAGACUGCUUGGGGGACAUUUUCAGCAGUGCCUGAGUGAGUCAGUCCCAUUAACUGUCCAGGAGGGGGUCGAACGGGGACUCUUUCACAUGGGCCCAUCCCCCAAGGGAAGUAGCUGGUUAAUAUUUACAUUCCUCUGUUCCAGUAGUUCUAAACCUGUGGCCUGCAUGCGGCCCAGUUAGCACACAGCUAAAGACUUCUGGGCUGCAUGGUGGGGGCCAGGCUGACGGAUGUGGUGGGGGGCCAGGGCUGCUGCCCGGACCCACACAGCAGGGGGUCUGGGGUCCAGGGUUGGGGCACUUGUCUGGCCCCGCGGGGUUGGGGUCUGGCCUGCCACCCAGCUGCCCUGCCAUCGGGCCUCAUGCGGCUGGGUCCAGGGUCGGGUCUCCUGCCCAACCACACACAGUGGGGUCCAGGGUCCCCGCUGCCUGGUCCCCCGCCCGGGACUCUGCUCCUGGCCCCACUCUGUCGAGGGGUCUCUGAGUGGGAGGUGCUGGAGUUAGGGGGUGGGUGGAGGUGGGCGCGCGCUCUGGUUCUCAACCUGUGGCCCAGGUAACACAUUGUGGGCUGCAUUUAUGGCCUACAGUGAUCAAUAGGUUGAGAACCACUGCUCUGUUCGUAUCCAUGUGAGUAGAGCUGUUGCCCUGAGAGUCAUUCAUGUGUGCGUUCUCUCAAAUCGUCUUUUCAAAAUGCACAAUAAUAAAAUGUACAAUGAACAGCAAAACAAAGAUACCAUCAGAAACAGACCAUCUGCCACAUGCAGCUCAGCCUGGCGUGCAGCAUCAGUACCUUUCAUUGCACUUAUCUGUCCGGUCUGAAAUACCAUGAGACGGGGGAGUGAUUUAAAAAGAAUUCUUACUUGACGUGUUUGUGAUAAUUACAAAAAAAAGCUUAUUGGAAAAAAUUGUCAGAUGAUUAAGAUCCUCAGAGGCACCCUCCGUAUCUAUCUGAUUGUGAAUUCCAUCCCAACCCUAAUGGAACAGUUUCUGGCCCCACUGAUUUCCGGGGGACUGAGCAUAGGAUAAGUGCUCACCAGUGAGAGAAAGGGGUUGAAAAUCUAGUCCAGAGGGUUUGGGCCCAGCCUGCACAAGCUGGGAGGGAACGGUGGUGCUGAGAACAGCUUGUUGUACAUGUAGAGAUCUUUGAGACUCACCUACGCCAUGUUGUUCACACAGAUGUAGAACCAGAAGCUGGUUUCCCUGAGCAGCAUCCUGGCCCAAGGGUCCUUUACUGUUAAAUUAUAACAUUGAUACCGUGGUAGUACCUCAAGGCCGCAACCAAGUCAGGGCCCCAUUGUGCUGUUCACUGUAUAGAUGUAAUGCAGGACAGUCCCUGCCCCAAAGAGCCUACAGUUUGCAAGACAAGAUGCAACAGCUAGAUGGGGCGGCAGAUCUUACUACAGGGGUGUGCCCCUGGGCCACGUGUUCAAAGUUUCUGCUGCAGCCCUCAGGAUUACCAGCCUGACCGGGUUAAGGGGGGUGAGGUAGAAGGGAGCCAGGCUUGUUGCUGGGCGGAUGAGAGGAGAUGGGAGAAGGCUGCAAGGUGCUCACCUGUCCCAGGGAGUUGGAGCCUUGUGAUUGGGUGAACCCUGGGGGAUGGAGGGCUGCCUAAGCCAAUUGGAGUGGGGAGGAGGGGAGGCCAG
Messenger RNA from Mauremys mutica (yellowpond turtle), 5870 nucleotides. Its product is annotated as zinc finger protein 777-like. The transcript has 12 exons. Gene Ontology annotation, biological process: regulation of DNA-templated transcription. NCBI's taxonomy places the organism in Eukaryota, Metazoa, Chordata, Testudines, Geoemydidae. The record is from RefSeq and is a predicted model, not a curated record. Bases 120 to 3629 code for a protein of 1169 amino acids.